Messenger RNA from Lineus longissimus, 1326 nucleotides. Its product is annotated as protein rolling stone-like. Lineage: Eukaryota; Metazoa; Nemertea; Pilidiophora; Heteronemertea; Lineidae. The transcript has 4 exons. The coding region runs from base 168 to 1055 and encodes 295 amino acids. Gene Ontology annotation, cellular component: membrane. The record is from RefSeq and is a predicted model, not a curated record.
UGGAGACACACUCGGACAGCUGCUGCUCCGUGCAAGUGAGGCUCUGUACGCCAGAGCGAGGCUCCGCAUCGCCAGCGGAACCAACAGAUGAUGAUAACAAUGGAUGCAAAGAAGAGUUGAAAAGUUUCACACGGCGUUGUUUUCGGUGUUCGAACCCUUGUAGAGAGAUGGGGACGUACCUUUGCCCCUGGUGCCUUAAGGAAGAAUUCAGUUGGAGCAAUUUAGGCCUAAAUUGUGAUAACCCAUCGCUGUUUUUGACUUCGCAGUGGCCACGCUUUUCGGAGGGAUGUUUUGUGAUAUACCGUGUAGUUCUAGCCAUGGUUGUGACCGCCUGGCUGGUAUUUAACAUUAUAGAUGAGGUGCAGACAUUUUAUUAUAAUGACGUUAAGGUGUGGUUUGCAUAUGCUACCAACUGGGGAUUCCUAUUGCUGGGGAUCAUCCUCGUCCUGUUAGCUAUUCAGAGCUUGGUCUAUUACUGUUGUCAAAAAAAGCUUCCAAAAGAUGGCUCACUUCCAGCAAACAUCAAAUUCACGUGGAUGCUGUACAACAUGGCCUCUAACUCCAACUUGGUCAUCAGUAUAUGCUUCUGGGUCUUCCUAGUAUUCAUGGACAAUUCAUUUUACUUCGGAUCAAUCGACAGUGAGACCAAACACUCAUUCAACUCAGUAGUCAUCCUCAUGGACCUGUUUGUAACGGCCACGCCCAUUCGUCUACUGCAUUUCAUCUAUCCAGUCAGCUUGGGCCUUCUAUACGCCUUCUUCAACAUUGUGUACUUCCUUAUGGAUGGACCUGGCCCAGACGGCCGCAAUCAUUACGUCUAUGCUGUCAUGGACUGGAAUAAGCCUGGUACAGCUACCGGCGCUGUCUUUCUUGGCCUUGGUCUCAGUCUCGUAUGCCAAAUUGUUCUAUUUGGUCUUUAUAAAUUGCGUGUAUUUAUUCAUGACAAGUGUUAUUCAAGUAAGGAAUAUGGAGACGAAAUGAACAAAAUUAUAGAAGAUGAGGAUAAUCACAAUUACGACUCCAUUCAGAAGGAAGAUGAUGAGACGACCCACUGACGGCAUAAGACUCCUCUGCUUCCAUAUUACGAAGUGCCGGUGUUACAGUUAUCAGUGUCCCCCAGGAAUUUGUGUGAUUCCCCAUCGAUCGAUAGCGGAUAUGUUGCUAAUGUUUUAGUUUGUGUUAUUAAUGCUUUGACCGAGAAAAAAAUAUCAAGUGAGGUUGUGGCAGUUUGUGAUAAAUUGAUAUACAUUUCAAAAUACGCAGACGAACGUUGUCAAUAAUCAUGUACACAUAAUUGUAUAUCCUAAUAAAGUACUAUAUUCGUAA